Seriola dumerili (greater amberjack) is the source of this 2187-nucleotide messenger RNA. Its product is annotated as arrestin domain-containing protein 3-like. The record is from RefSeq and is a predicted model, not a curated record. The transcript is spliced from 6 exons. The coding region runs from base 77 to 1327 and encodes 416 amino acids. Gene Ontology annotation, cellular component: cytoplasm; plasma membrane. Gene Ontology annotation, biological process: protein transport. NCBI's taxonomy places the organism in Eukaryota, Metazoa, Chordata, Actinopteri, Carangiformes, Carangidae.
GGCUUGUUUAAAAAGUGCCUGAGUGCCAGCAGGACUAUUGGUUCAGUGCUGCGUGCUGUAAAGCAGCAGGUGAAGAAUGUCUCGGAUCAAGGAGUUCGAUCUGACUUAUGAAGCUCUCAACGAAGCGGGCACUUUUUCCGAAGGAGAUACGGUGUCAGGCAGAGUUAGUUUGACUUUGGCGAAAAACACGAAAGUGAAGAGUCUCUCCGUGAAAGUCAAAGGGGAGGCACGCGUUAGGUGGUCGGAAGGAUCACAAGACGACAGGAGAUCGUACAGUGCUCACAGGAAAUACUUCAAAAUCAAAGAGUGCUUAGUCGCAGAAAAUGAUAAAGACACUGUUCUUUCUGAGGGGGUCCAUCAGUUUAAGUUCAGGAUGAAACUCCCACAGGGGGAAAUGCCAUCAACCUUCAAGGGGCUUCAUGGAAACAUUGACUACACGCUUGAAGCCAAGAUGUCCAGGAGCUGGCGGUUUCCCUCUGGAGUACAAAAGCAUAUCUGUUUUCUUUCGAGGUCUUUAACACACCCUCAACAAGUAAUGUGUCCACAAUCUGGUUCAGUAAAUAAACAGAUGGGAAUUUUUUCUAAAGGACAGGUCCAAAUGUCUGCUACGGUUGACAGAAAGGUUUGCGCUCCAGGUGACACCUUGUCUGUUGUUGCCAAAAUCCACAACUUCUCUUCCAAAACCAUGAGGCCCAAAUUCAGUCUACAUCAGAAAAUAGUCUACAGCGCCAGUGGCUCAACUAAAACUAGUGACACAAGUCUAUGCAAAGGUUUGGGGGAAACUAUCGCAGCAAACCGAGAGGAAACAGUCUACUGCCAACUGAAGAUUCCUGAUGAUGCCAUCUACUCUAUCCAAAAUUGUGACAUCCUCUCAAAUAACUAUUACCUCAAGGUGUAUUUGGACAUCAGCUUUGCCACUGACCCGGAGGUGGUGUUUCCACUGGUCAUCGUUCCUGCUGGCUUUGCUAACCCUCAGGCUCAUGAGGUUGUGGGGCCUUACCCACCGGAGGCUGUUGGGGGCCCAAGUUACAGCGACUUCCCUCCCCCUGCUUUCCCCGUUGGACCUUAUCAUGUACCCCCAGGUCCAGGUCCCUAUGGAUACUCAGCGCCAUUUCCCGCUCAACCUGUGAACAUAACAAGUGGCUAUAAUAAUCAGUGGCCACAACAGCCUGCUCCGUAUUUUCCAGCUGCAACCUUCCCAUCAUCUUCAGUACACUAUCAAGCUCCUGCUGCUUCACAUCAGUUCCAACAGGGAGAAGGACCUCCAUCAUAUAUGGACAUUUCCCUUCCUUCCUCUUACACUCGUGGCUCAGAUCAUAAAAUCUGAGCUCCAGAAGGAACACAAGCAAAUAGGGUUGAAAUAGGAUGAUGAUGAUGAGAGUAUUUGAGCUAUUUUUAAUGUGAAAUGGGAAAAUAUUUGCUGUUUACAAAUGAAAAUAUAUUUUGUAUUUGCCCUACUGUUUAACAUUCUUUUACAGUCAUGUUAUAUAUGAAAGAAUGUUUCAUAUGUUUAGACUGUGUGUGUCUGGGUGUGUGUGUGUGUUCUGAUGUAAAACCAAAACUACCUGUCUGUGCCCCUCAUUCAUGUCAUUUUACAGGGGAAGAUUGUUGUAUUAAGUUUAGUAAUAACUGUUACGGCCCUGGCUGUAUUUCCUUAGCUCUGUUCUAGUUUAUGUCCUGUGUUGUGUGUGAGUGUGAGAGUGAUUGCUCUCCUCCUGUGAGGAUGUCUGCAACUGAUCAGUUCAUUUGCAAUAUCCUGCAUUUUGAAAUGCCCUGGGUCCCUGCAAUCUGCAGGUAGCUUUCUGACAACAGCAGCUGGUACUGUAGUUUUGUUGUGUAGUGACUGUGUGUAUUAGAUGUAAAAUUGUUGGGCCUUUUGCCCUUGUUGUCAGUGAUCUUGGAAAUUCUGUAAAUAGAAUAGGAAGUUUCUCUUCAUAAAUAGCACUGAAGUUGUUGGGACGAACUGCCAUUUUAUUUGGCACUGUUUUCUACAGCUUUUAUUUACUCUUGGUUUAGAAAAUGUCCCUUUGUUUGUUUGUUUGUUUGUUUCACAUAGGGAUUAGUUAGCACAAUUUGAGGAGAUAUAUUCUUUUGUUUGUUGUUUUGGCCUUGGUUCACCCUGAGCUAUAUUGCUUAAGUAUAUUGUCACCAUUCCACAUUUUGUAGUAAUAAAUUAUUUCACUGUGA